AUGCCGUGACGGUCGCCAUGAUGAUGUCGGGAUUUGCCCGCAGCAGCAGCGAGCAGUGAGAGAGACACACGGCGACCGGGAGCAGAGCAGCAGAAGAAGGCAGAGUCCUCCACCGACAUGACCGAGCACACACAUUUUCUCCUCCUCGCAACGUACCUUCUCUUGACAAGUGCAUAUCACUUCGAUUUGAAAACCAACGUGUUUAAUCAGUCGCCGUUUUGAGGACAGCACGGUUCAUAUAUGAAAAGAGGAGAAAUUUAAAGGCAAAAACAGCUUGCAAAGGCUUUCGCAGUCCUGCCAGAGGAGGGGCAAAUGGAGCUUUGUAGCAAUGCAGAUCCCGUAAUGCUGAUGCGCUUGUGUUACUGCAUAAUGGAUGGAUAACCACAUGUAUCACUAUAUUUCAGGGGAUUAUUUUAAACUUCUUUGGUGACUUAUUUUGUGGACAGUGUUCCAUAAAGGAGAAGCUGCAAUCUGGAGAAGGGAAAGCAAAACAUAAGGUCAGAUAGUACGUCAAAUCCACCAGCCAGGGCAGGGUCGAUGGCUGAAAGUUAUCUUUAAUGCACCUAAGGACAGCAAAUUCGUGAUGUUGUGGUGAUAUGAUGGUCGCCCUGGUGCGAGGAGGACCAUGAUUGAUGCGCUGAAGCUUGACAAUAAUUUGUGCUUGCCUUGAGCCUUUGAGUUUGUCUUUUCCUUUUCUUUUUUUUAAAGGAGAGACAUCUGAAGCCCAGUUGCCCGUUUGCUACUGUGGAAGCAAAGAUUGACCAUACUGUGAGACUGCAACACCAUUUGAAACCAUGUCUGGAGAGGUGCGUUUGAAGAAACUGGAGAAACUGAUAUUAGAUGGCCCGGCUCAGUCCAACGGCCAGUGCUUCAGUGUGGAGACCCUGUUGGAUAUUCUCGUCUGCCUUUAUGAUGAGUGCAAUAAUUCCCCUCUGAGAAGAGAGAAGAAUAUUUUGGAGUUCCUCGACUGGGCCAAACCUUUCACUUCCAGUGUCAAACAGAUGCGCUUGUGCAAGGAAGAUUUUGAGAUCCUGAAGGUGAUUGGACGGGGAGCUUUCGGAGAGGUUGCAGUAGUAAAGGUGAAAAAUUGCGACAAAGUAUUUGCCAUGAAGAUCCUUAACAAAUGGGAAAUGCUGAAAAGGGCUGAGACGGCAUGUUUUCGGGAGGAACGGGACGUGCUGGUGAACGGGGACAGCCAGUGGAUCACGACAUUACAUUAUGCUUUCCAAGACGAGAACAACUUGUACCUGGUUAUGGACUACUAUGUAGGGGGAGAUCUGUUGACACUGCUCAGUAAGUUUGAAGAUCGUUUACCUGAGGACAUGGCCAAGUUUUAUCUGGCUGAGAUGGUGCUGGCUAUUGACUCUGUACAUCAGCUACAUUAUGUUCACAGGGAUAUUAAGCCAGACAAUAUCCUGAUGGACAUGAACGGUCAUAUCCGAUUGGCUGACUUUGGCUCCUGCCUCAAACUCAUGGAAGAUGGAACAGUCCAGUCCUCUGUGGCAGUUGGGACUCCGGACUACAUCUCUCCAGAGAUCCUGCAGGCUAUGGAGGAUGGGAAGGGAAAGUACGGGCCGGAGUGUGACUGGUGGUCUCUGGGUGUUUGCAUGUAUGAAAUGCUUUAUGGAGAGACGCCUUUUUAUGCCGAGUCCCUGGUGGAGACCUACGGCAAAAUCAUGAACCAUAAGGAGCGAUUUCAGUUUCCCCUUCAGAUGACAGAUGUGUCUGAUGACGCUAAAGAUCUGAUUCGACGGCUCAUCUGCAGCAGAGAACACCGACUGGGCCAAAACGGCAUUGAUGACUUUAAACAGCACCCGUUUUUUGCCGGCAUCGACUGGGACAACAUCCGCACCUGCGAGGCUCCCUAUAUCCCUGAUGUCAGCAGCCCCACCGACACCUCUAAUUUUGAUGUGGAUGACGACUGCCUCAAAAACUGUGAGACGUUGCCACCACCUUCCCACACAGCAUUUUCUGGACACCACCUCCCAUUUGUUGGCUUCACCUACACAAGCAAAUGCACACUGUCAGACCGAGGUUGUCUACAGGAGUCUAUUGGACCUGCACAGGUAGAUGCUGAUCUACAACGCAGUCUGGAGGAGAGCCUGGCCUCUGAGGCCUAUGAGAGAAGGAUUCAACGCCUAGAACAGGAGAAGACCGAACUUUCCCGCAAGUUACAAGAGUCCACUCAAACAGUGCAAGCACUGCAGUGCCCUGAUUCAGACUCCCCAGUGAAUGCUAAUAAAGAGGUUGAGAUUCGGAGUUUAAAGAGUGAGAUUGACAUCCUGAAAAAACAGAUAGCAGACUCCGGUCAACGGGAACAGCAAUUGGAGGAGGCCACCACAGCCCAUAGAGACCUGGAAGACUCUUCUAAGUUCAUCAAGAAUUUAGAGAAACGGCUAAAGAGUGUCACACAAGAGAAAGAUGUCCUGCACAAGGAGCUGCUUGAUUUGGGGGAAAAAAUGAAAGCUCAAGGGAAGGAACUGAAGGAGGCUCACACUCAGAAAAAGAUGGCCAUGGAGGAAUUGUCUGUGCUGAACGGACAGCUAAGCGAUCUGCGCUCACAUAAGCAGUGGCUGAGCCGACAGCUUCGAGACAAAGAGGAGGAGCUGGAGGGAGUGUCGCAGAAACUGGAGGCUCUGCAGCUAGAUAUCCGCAAGUCUGAGAGAGUACGCAAAGAGUUUGAGGCCCAGGCUGAGGAACAGGCAACAGAAGCUCAGAAAGAAAGAAAGCUACGAGAGAGAACCGAACAGUACAGCAGACAACUGGAGGAAGAUUUGGAGGGGAUGAAGCAGGUGAAACAGUCCGGGCCCCCCCACACAGCUGCGAGCUCAGACCAGCAGCAGGAGCUGAUGCGCGUUCGGGCUGAGCUGGAAAAGAAGAACGUGCAGUACGAGGAGGAGCUGUGUCGCCGCGAGGCGCUCCACAGCAGUGAGCUGAAGGGUCUCAAAAAGGAGCUGCAUGAUGUCGAGGGUCAACACCUCACACUCCAGAAAGAGAUUCUCAUGCUCAAAGACAAACUGGAGAAAACACGCAGAGAAAGCCAAACAGAGCGAGAGGAGUUUGAGACUGAGUACAAGCAGAAAUACGAAAGGGAGAGAGUCCAUCUGACAGAAGAGAACAAAAAACUCACUAGCGAAGUGGAGAAGCUGAGCUCUCUGUGUGAGCUGAUGAGCAGUAGUCACAGGCAGCAGGAGGAGGAGAUGAGAGAGCUGGCUGAUAAGAAGGAAAGUGUGGCCCACUGGGAGGCACAGAUCACAGAGAUCAUUCAGUGGGUGAGCGAUGAGAAAGAUGCUCGUGGUUACCUACAAGCUCUGGCCACAAAAAUGACAGAGGAGCUUGAAGGGCUCAGGAACACCAGCUUGGGGGCCAGAGGAACGGACAUGCCGUGGAAGAUGAGGCGCUUGGCUAAGCUGGACAUGUCUGCCCGUCUGGAGCUGCAGUCUGCAUUGGAUGCUGAGAUCAGAGCCAAACAGGCCAUCCAGGAUGAGCUAAACAAAGUCAAAGCAUCCAACAUGGCCACUGAUUGCAAACUGCAAGAAUCUGAAAUUAAGAACCAGGAACUGCUGACAGAAAUUGAGAGACUGAGGAAGGAGAUGGAGGAACUGAGGAUGAGAAAAGGUGUGAAGCAUCAGGAUUCUCAGAAUUCCUUUUUGGCCUUCCUCAAUGCACCCACCUCUGUUCUGGAUCAGUUUGAUCGGUCACCUUCUUUUGGUCCUGGAAGCAAAACCAGACGUCUUGACUCUGCAGAUUUUACACCCUCCAACACACCUUCACGAGAUGAUGACUCGAGAUCUCGCCGUAUAUCACGCUCACGCUCCCCAUCCACCGCCAGUGAUAUGGAGCCUAUUGAGUUGAUUGACCACUCGUCACGUAGUCUUCAGACUCCAGUCAGGUCAGGCUAUGGAAGUCUGGGACACUCUGGAAAGCCCAAGGCACAUCAGUUUAUUGUGAAGUCCUUCACUGUUCCUGCCAAAUGUAACCACUGCUGCUCUCUGAUGGUGGGACUGAUCCGUCAGGGCUGCACCUGUGAAGUCUGCAACUUCUCCUGUCACGUCACAUGUGCUGACAAAGCCCCUUCUGUAUGCCCUGUCCCACCAGACCAAACCAAGGGCAAACUGGGCAUCGACACACAGAGGGGCAUUGGCACCGCAUAUGAGGGACAUCUGAGGGUUCCAAAGCCAACAGGGGUUAAGAAGGGUUGGCAGAGGGUCUGGGCAGUGGUGUGUGACUUUAAACUCUUCCUGUAUGAGCUUGGAGAAGGAAAGGGUGCCCAGCCUGGUGUCGUAGUUAACCAGGUCAUUGACAUGAGGGAUGAGGAGUUUUCCGCAAGCUCUGUUCUGGAGUCUGAUGUUAUCCAUGCUAACAAGAAGGAUAUCCCGUGCAUUUUUAGGGUAACAGCAUCUCAGCUGUCCGCAUGCUCCCGUCAGAAGACAUGCAUCCUGAUACUGGCCGACAACGAGCAAGAGAGAACGAAGUGGGUGUGUGCACUGAACGAACUUCACCGAAUCCUGAAGAAAAACAAGCUGAAGGAGCGCUUCGUCUAUAUGCCUAAAGAAGCCUACGACAGCACGCUACCUCUCAUCAAAACCACCCAAGCUGCUGCUAUUAUAGAUCAUGAGCGGGUUGCUUUGGGGAAUGAAGAAGGCCUGUUUGUCAUCCACGUCACCAAAGAUGAAAUCGCCCGUGUGGGUGACAUUAAGAAAGUGCAGCACAUAGAGCUGAUCCCAUCAGAGCAGCUGCUGGCCGUCAUUUCGGGCAGGAACCGGCAAGUGUGUCUGGUCCCCAUGGCUGGGCUUGACGGGCGAGAGAUGGACAAGAAUAAAGUGGCAGACACUAAAAACUGCCAGGCGCUGGUGUCCGGUGUGGUGCGCAAUUGCACCUGCUUCUGCCUGGCCAUUAAACGACAGAUCUCCUUCUUUGAAAUAAACAAGAGCAAGUCUCGCCACUGCCAUCUCAUGGACAUACAAGCUCCUGGAACUGUCCAGUGGAUGGCGCUGUUCAGUCAGCAGUUAUGUGUAGGCUAUCAAUCAGGCUUUAUGCGGUAUAGCAUAUAUGGAGAAUCCCCUCCGGUCAGUUUACUCCAUCCAGAUGACCCCACGCUGGCCUUCAUCAGAGCGGAAAACCUGGAUGCACUUUGUGCUGUGGAGAUCACCAGUAAAGAACUGCUGCUCUGCUUCAGCAAAAUCGGAGUGUACGUGGACACACAUGGCAGACGCUCUCGGCAACAGGAGCUCAUGUGGCCCGCGAUACCCACGGCCUGCUGCUACAACGCCCCCUACCUUUCAGUUUACAGUGAAAAUGCAGUGGAUGUGUUUGAUGUGAACACUAUUGAAUGGAUUCAGACCAUUCCUCUCAAAAAGGUUCGGCCGUUGAACACGGAUGGCUCUUUGAAUCUGCUGGGCUUAGAGACGGUCAGGCUCAUCUACUUCAGAAACAAGACUGCAGAGGGGGAUGAACUGGUGGUGCCUGAUGUGUGCGAUAACAGCAGGAAGCAGAUGGUGCGCAGCAUGAGCAAUAAGAGACGAUUCUCAUUUCGCAUUCCUGAGGAGGAGCGACUGCAGCAGAGGAGAGAGAUGUUGAGAGAUCCAGAAAAGAGGAAUAAGCUGAUCUCAAAUCCUACGAAUUUUAACCAUGUUGCUCAUAUGGGGCCUGGAGAUGGAAUGCAGAUCCUCAGAGAUCUGCCCAUGAAUGUGCGUGCUCAGGACAACCGGGCCGGGUUCAGUGGCUCUGUCAGCAUCCCGUCCAUUACCAAGAACCGAGCUGAACCUGGGAGAUCCAUGAGCGCAAGCAGUGGGCUGGGAAUACGGUCUUCCUCACAGAAUGGCAGUGCUCUAAGGAGAGAGAUGUCGGGUGGCAGCUAUAGCUUUAAGCGCCAGACCAUGACAUCACCCUCAGAGAGCUCGCUGUCGUCAGGUGGAGGCAUGGAUGUGGGCGAAGCUCCGCUCUCUCAGUUUGAUCGAGAGUGGCAGGCCGUAUCACCCUCGGAGAAGACCCCCGAUUUGAAAAGGGCUUUAAGGACCCUGCUUAGUAAGAUGAAGGACUCUGAUUCGCCGCGGCACUCCACUGCCUCCAACAGCUCCACCUUUAGCAGCCCGCCAAGCCCCGCCUCUCCGCACAAGACUAAGUCCCUCUCAUUGGAGAGCACAGACCGCACAGGGUGGGACACAUGAU
Messenger RNA from Xyrauchen texanus (razorback sucker), 6171 nucleotides. Its product is annotated as serine/threonine-protein kinase MRCK alpha-like. The transcript has 40 exons. Lineage: Eukaryota; Metazoa; Chordata; Actinopteri; Cypriniformes; Catostomidae. The record is from RefSeq and is a predicted model, not a curated record. Gene Ontology annotation, cellular component: actomyosin; cytoplasm; cytoskeleton. Gene Ontology annotation, biological process: actomyosin structure organization; peptidyl-threonine phosphorylation. Bases 795 to 6170 code for a protein of 1791 amino acids. Gene Ontology annotation, molecular function: protein serine/threonine kinase activity; ATP binding.